AGACUAUUGGGAGCGUGACUGAUGAUUCUACCAGACCCCAUUCUUCAGUCAACGUAUCAGUCAACAAUGUUGUAAAGUCCCAGAUUUAUAUAUUAUAGGGCCACAGUGCACGAGGGUUUUACUGUAGAGUAGCUUUGAACGGCAAGUCGCUCAGAAGUCCAUUUUCUGUCGUAGAAAGCAUUACUAUUAGUAAACAAUUGUCAUUCAACAUUGGGCAAUCAAAAGAUGGAUUUUCUAGAACUUCAGUAUUCGGAUCCAGUCGUCAUAUGUCCAUACGACGAAUCGCACCAAAUAGCGCGAUCCAGAAUUCAAUCGCACAUUGUGAAAUGUGAAAAGAACCAUCCUCCAGGUUACAAGGAAAUAUGCCCAUACAAUGCUUCACAUAGAGUAUUCAAAGAUGAGCUAGCACAUCAUUUGAAGCAUUGUCCCCAGAAGAAAUUAAUAGAGCCUGAAUUAAACCAACAUGUCAAAAACCAUGGAUGUCAAAUGACUGAAUUCAUGGCAAAAUCAGAUCUGGGAAGUAUGAUCGAUCAUGGAGAAUCUUGGGAUAAUGAAAUAGAGAAAGAUUCUGUUUCAAUUAAUGGAAAACCUAGUUUAACUAAUGAUAGUAACAUCAACAAACUUUUCCAUCAAGGCUAUCUGGGUACCACUCGGAAAUUAGUUAACGACACACCUGGCAACCCCUUGCGUGCUCCGCGUGGUUUUUCAGAAGCUAUGAUGGUUGAUGGAGGUUUUGGGACUGAAGUUUUGGAUAUGGAUUCGGUAAUUAGUGUAAUGGCUAUUGGGCGUGGGCGCGCUAAGCCAGGAAAUAUGCAGCAAUACAGAAGAUUGAUGAUUGGUAAGGAAAGACCUAUGACAUAUCAAUAGUGAGUAUUUGAAACCUGAUGAAAGACUUGAUUUUCAUUGUUACCUACAUAUAUCAUAUUCAUUUUUGUAAAACCUUCUGAUUUGAAUAAUCAGACCAGCAAGUAAGUUCUGGGAUGUUAUUUUUCAUUCCAGAAAUCUUUCGAAAUACUUGAAAUAUUUAGUUGAAUCCAAAGGUCCAUUCAAACCAUCCUUAUAUUCCCACAAAUUGGGAAGUACUAAUGUUAAGUAUGUCAUACGAUUUGAGAACAAAGAACUUUAGUUUUGUAAUUUGUAAUACUACAGUAGCUUAAGUAAGGACGAGAGUAAGGGAUAGAUAUCCAAAAUUCAUUAAAUUCUAUCGAUCUCUAAUUUUUUAUUUUUUCUUGCAAUUAGAUUAGUGAUGUUUAUCACGAUACAAUAGUUUCUCAUUAUUUACACCUUGUUGAGUUGAAAUAAGACAUCAAAUUUAAAUUGAAGACUAUGUUUUUCCGUACAGCAUGUUCCUUACUUUUAAUAGCGAUUCCUCGGUUUGUGAUACUAUUCCGCCGUCAUUCGGAGAUUGCUCGACACAUUUGUUACUUAUUUUAUAUUAUUUAUUCACACAUGUCAUAAUUAUCAAUCCACAACGUUGAUUUAUAGAAAGAUAAUGUGAGUAAGACAAAAAAAAAAAAACUAAAUAGUCCCUCAAGUACCUAACCAACCUUAUUAGAAUGGUUUAUUCUGCUGUUCAACUUGAAAAUUAAUUCUUGCUACUCUGGCUAUUAAAUUAAUAUUGAGAUCAUUAUUCAGUUAUUUGUUCAUUGAUAUUGUUCAUCGUGUUAAUCGUCGAUUUUUCUUGCUUUCAAUUACAAGGGAUCUGACACAGAAACGAUUGAUGCUGUAAUGCAGUUUAAAUUUAUUAUCUUCUGCAGUCAGUAAAUGUAUCUGGUGGCGCUCUGCACUCCCUGCAAUUGUAGCAAAGUUUUUUUCUUUCAUAUAAUUAUUGCUGGUAAAGCGCUGUGAUUGAAGAGAAUACGAGUCCGUUCAUAAAAAUUGCUGUUGCAACAGAUAUAAAUUUUGAAUGGAUAUGAUUAGUGGUAAUCAGAUUUUUAUUUUCCUGAAUAGUUAUUAUACAACUACGUUCGUUUUGAAGUCAUUAGAGAUUUAUUAUGCAUAACAAUUAUAGUGGAUAAAAAAAAAAACAACUCAAUAUUAAUAUUUCAAUUUUCUCCAAACUGUACACAUUUUAAUAUUUGAACACUUUCCAAAACAUGUACAUCUGAUAAAUAUUUGGGAAUAUUUAAUUUCGUUGACUCGAUGUUGCUGUCUACAAUAUUCCCCAUCCCGAUAGGAUUCGGUAUUUUCUCAUGGUUGUUUUACAUUGAUUAGCAAAGUAGAAUCAUUUUUCAAUUGCUCAAAUAUGUCAAUGAUUUUCCUUAAAUUUUAUCGCUUCCUGCGAUGUCAAAGUUAGGCAGCGUUUUGUGUUAUUGUAUCUAAACAAUUUAACUGCUUUAUAUAGACUAGAAUCUUUAGCAAAAGCAGUGAAAUAAUUUAUUAUAAUUUUCUUCGUGAUGCGGCGAGUGCAGAGUUGUCAUUUGUCUGAGAAAAAAAAUGUAGGCAUAAAUAAUUUUUCGGCCGAUAUUGACGGUGAGAAAUUACCCUACUAAUUGUAAAACAUUUCAAUAUUAGAACUAAUACUUUCGUUUCUCUGUCUUUUGUACGUCAAAUUAUGUUCACCUAUAGAUUAAUAGCGUUCUAGUAUACAGAUCACUGACUUGUUCAAUAUACUGAAAAUCUCUAUUGCCAAUUAGGGUGGAUUUUCAAAUAUUGGUUUACAUCUUCUCGAAAAUGACGAUUACGAAAUAUCUUCCAACAUGAGAUGUACAUAAUCCAUAACAAAUAUCACCCUAUGUCAAGGACUUGUUUGUAUUUUUCGGAUGGAUACUAUAGAUUUAUUCGGUACUAACAGAUUAUAUGUAUUUUAUUGAAAUUUUCGAACGAUUACUUAUAUCUAUGAGCGAAAUUGAAUUUUGUACACUAGCAAAUGUUGCCAGUACUUAUUUACAUACUAAUCUAAACGCACGCUUGGAGUUAUAUUGGCAGUUUCCUAGCUGCAGUCAGUGUUUGUUGUACGAAAACUGUUUCAAUUUAUUGAGCGCAACAGUUGCACAAUACCGAGAUCGUUGCACUGUGUUCACGUUCACGUAAAAGGGCGGCAUUUAUUAAUCGAUGGAAUACACCACCUAGUCUUGCACAAAUAAUCGGAUAUAGUUUUGUUUCGUUUUUAGUUUUAGUUUUUUUUUUUUUUUUUUUUUCAUAUUUU
This is a messenger RNA of Athalia rosae (coleseed sawfly), 3148 nucleotides long. RefSeq lists its product as uncharacterized. The record is from RefSeq and is a predicted model, not a curated record. The coding region runs from base 226 to 867 and encodes 213 amino acids. The transcript is spliced from 4 exons. NCBI's taxonomy places the organism in Eukaryota, Metazoa, Arthropoda, Insecta, Hymenoptera, Athaliidae.